CAGCAUCGCCUCUUUGAUCGCUUCAAUUUCACAGAACAUUGUAAAAAGAAAAAGAAAAGAGAGAGAGAGAGAGAGAGAGAUUUCUCUCCAGCAUGCAAACUCCGAGUCGACCCAAAAAUUUUUCCACUUUUACUAAUCCAAAUCUUCUGAAUUACCAUUUUCAGUCGUCUCUCUCAUACCCCCACCAUCAAUUUCUCUCCAAUUUUGAGCUUGUUCUUCCAUGGCGAGUUCAGACGUGGAAGCAGUGCUCGAUUUUCUGAAGAAAAAUGGGUUUUCAGAAGCAGAGUCAGCUCUCAGAAGGGAUGUGGUUGAAAAAUCCGAGUUGGGUUCUUUUGAUUUUGAGAAAUUCUUCUUUCCUAUGGUUCCUGCUCCACCUCCGGUCAGAAUUCCGUCUACUUCCCGGAAGUUGGCGGCUCUUACUGACGGCGAUGAUCGUUCUGGAUCGAUCUCUGUUUCCUCUGAUGAUGAGUUUGUUAGCUUGAGAUCUUCUACUUCUGAUGUUUGCUCCUCGGAAUUCAUCAAUCCUUAUGGCAUUCCUUCAGAUUCUUCUUCAGAUAUUGCCUCUCAGUUCGAUACGGCGCGUGAUUACCAUGAAUUUGAUUUGCAGAAUGAUCUGCUUUGGUAUGAUGAGAAAGAGGAUGUGAAUUUCAUGACACCUUCUUUUGAGGGUCAGGAUUUCUUUGGCUGUCCAAGUGAGGAUAAGUUUAUAAUGACUACCGAGAGAGACGAGCAAUUUAGUAGUUUGUCAGCUCCGGCAAAGUCCAUUCUUUGUCAUUCAGCUCCCUCGAGUGAUGAAAGUUUGAUCGAGGUUGCAGACCAUCCUUACAGUGUCGAUAGAUUUAAUCAACUUAAAGGAAGCUUUGUGGGGCUCUCUGAGGGUUCUGUUCCUUUUUGUAAAUGCUGUGUUGCUAAUGAAGAGUUUUAUAACAAGAAGUCUGCAGAUUGUAAUUAUCUGAAUCCCAGUUUUAAUGAAAUGGAUUCAAAUGAUUUCGAGUUGAAAGUAGUUAAGGACAUUGCUGCUAACUGUGAUUUGGUUCCUCAAAGUGAUUCUUCAACUGAUAUAUAUUCAACUUCUAACUUCAUCCAAGGAUUUGAAGAUCACAAUGACUCCCAAAAUAAGAUCCUUGAGAAAAGUUAUAUACUUAAUGCAGCCGACGGGUUUAAAGUUGAUAGUCAUGGAGAAGUAGAGGAGGAAACCAAUGAAUCCGAACCAGGAGAUGGUGUUGCUGCUGACAACGAGCUCCCGAUGUAUUAUACUAACGAUGAUGAAUUUGAAGUCUUUGAUCUGCGAAUUAUACAUAGAAAGAACAGGACUGGAUUUGAAGAGAGCAAGGAUUUGCCUAUUGUGCUAAAUACAGUCCUUGCAGGCAGAUACUAUGUAACCGAAUAUCUAGGAUCGGCUGCUUUUAGUAGAGUUGUUCGAGCACACGAUCUUCAUACGGGAGUAGACGUUUGCCUAAAGAUCAUUAAAAAUGACAAAGAGUUUUUUGAUCAGAGCUUAGAUGAAAUCAAACUUCUAAAGCUUGUCAACAAACAUGACCCUGCAGAUCAGUGCCACAUUUUACGGCUUUAUGACUACUUUUAUCAUCAGGAACAUCUCUUCAUUGUUUGCGAGCUACUUCGAGCAAACUUGUAUGAAUUUCAAAAGUUCAAUCAAGAAUCUGGUGGAGAUGAUUAUUUUACAUUCUGUAGGUUGCAGGUUAUUACACGCCAAUGUUUGGAGGCAUUGGAGUUCUUGCAUCAUUUAGGAAUCAUUCACUGUGAUCUAAAGCCAGAAAACAUUCUUAUUAAAAGUUACAAACGGUGUGAGAUUAAGGUUAUUGACCUUGGAAGCAGUUGCUUUCAAUCAGAUAACUUGUGCCUAUACGUUCAGUCACGAUCAUAUAGAGCUCCCGAAGUAAUGCUUGGUCUCCCAUACGAUCCAAAGAUUGAUUUGUGGUCCCUCGGUUGUAUAUUAGCUGAGCUAUGGUCCGGAGAAGUAUUGUUUCCGAACGACGCAGUUGUAAUGAUCCUUGCACGCAUGAUUGGAUUUUUCGGUCCCAUCGACCUGGAGAUGCUCCUUAAAGGACAGGAGACACACAAAUACUUCACUAAAGAAUAUGAUCUGUUUUAUAUAAAUGAGGAAACUGAUCAAAUGGAAUUUAUCAUCCCUGAAGAGUCUUCCUUGGAGGAUCAUCUGCAAGUUUUCGACCCGGGGUUCAUUGAUUUCCUUACAAGCUUGCUUGAGAUCAAUCCAGAAAGACGACCAACUGCAAAGGAAGCCCUCGCACAUCCAUGGCUUUCGCAGUCGUAUGAUUAACCAUUGUCAUAAAAAAAUUUUGAAAAGUUAUUCAUUACUCAUCAAAUAAAUUAAAGAAAAGUAAUAAAAAGAGGGCAAAAGAAGAAAAAGAAAAAAAGAAUUGGUUUCUGGUUUUGCUUUUUACAUACAUGAUACAUGUGUAUAUGCAUGGAGGUUCUUGCAUUUGUAUAUUUGUGCUUUUGUUGAGUAUAGAUUGAGCCCUCCUUUUUUUUUUUUUUUCUUUUUCUUUUGUAAAUUUAUGGAAAGAAAAAGUAGAAUUGUUUGAAACUUAUAUCGAUUUUGUGAUAGAGAAAUGAAAAUUUUGGCUUUUGCUUUA
Molecule: messenger RNA, 2615 nt
Organism: Cucumis melo (muskmelon)
Lineage: Eukaryota; Viridiplantae; Streptophyta; Magnoliopsida; Cucurbitales; Cucurbitaceae
Product: serine/threonine-protein kinase ppk15
Exons: 7
Coding region: 221-2299 (692 amino acids)
Biological process (GO): peptidyl-threonine phosphorylation; peptidyl-serine phosphorylation
Cellular component (GO): cytoplasm
Molecular function (GO): protein serine/threonine kinase activity; ATP binding; protein tyrosine kinase activity
Source: RefSeq, a predicted model, not a curated record